Microbotryum saponariae is the source of this 168-nucleotide messenger RNA. The record is from the annotation of a GenBank genome assembly. NCBI's taxonomy places the organism in Eukaryota, Fungi, Basidiomycota, Microbotryomycetes, Microbotryales, Microbotryaceae.
AUGACAGAAGUCACUGUCGGCGCUUACGAAGACGACGCGGUUAGUAUCGAGCCAGCGAACAAAGGUGGCGCCUUAGGAUGGUUUUCCGCCGUCGCAGAAUGCGAGCUCCCAUUCUUCGCUCGAUCGGCUGCUGGCGAUCUUGGCGACGGAGCAGAUUCUUCUCCUUGA